Molecule: messenger RNA, 1120 nt
Organism: Gamsiella multidivaricata
Lineage: Eukaryota; Fungi; Mortierellomycota; Mortierellomycetes; Mortierellales; Mortierellaceae
Exons: 1
Coding region: 188-754 (188 amino acids)
Source: RefSeq, a predicted model, not a curated record
GUGGCUGACGCUUUAAUGAAGGCUGGAUUCGAGCCUAAUUAUUAUUAUUAUUAUUGGCUCUACUCAAUUCCUUUUAUAUUCAAAAAUUUAAAAUGAACAAAAUUUUAAGCGAUGUCACGUGACCUUACGGGCCCCUUCGCUCCCCAUCAUCUACGGCUACUGCUUCCGUCUCACACAGUCACCCACCAUGGCGCGACGUGAUUACGAGAGACAAUGGCGAGCGCAACUCAAGGCGGCAAUCGUGGUGCAGUCAGAGCAGCUGGAAGAUUCCUUUCGCAAUAGUCUCUCGGCGCAAGACUUGGAGGAUGCACUCACAUUCGAGGGAACUCUUGCUGCGCCUAAUGGUGACAUGGACUUUGUAGAUGAACUGGUCUCGGAACUUGCGCGCUCAUACUCUUUUCGAUAUAUCUCCAGGCCCCUUAUGUACGCUCGCAACAACCAUAGUGUAAUUGAGCGUUUGGAAGGGUUCAACAACAGGAAGUGCCUGGCCUUCAUGAGGAUGAAGAGCUCCAGUUUUUUGAAACUCUUACGACUUGUCUUCAACCACAACAUUUUUAAGAGCGGUGGGUACAAGGAGCAGGAGGAGGUGGCAGUACAACUGGCAAUUGUUCUGGACCGACUGGGGCACAAUGGAAACGGCAUGGCAGCAACCCGUCUUGCAGAAACGUGGCACAAGAGUGAAGGAUCUUGCACCAAUUACACAAACCGAGUUUUAAUUGCAAUUCUGUCUUUGCAAGAGCGUUUUUUGCACUGACCCACUCCAGAGCAGCGGCAGGCACACUCGGCAAGAGUAGCACAUAAGGGGUUUUCUGGUUGCGUGGGGUUUGUAGACGGGACCACAGUUCCCUUUGAGCAGCACCCUUCGCAUCAGGGUGACUUUUACUUUGAUCGAUACGGCCGAUACUCUCUCAACCUGCAGGUAAUCUGUGAUAUUGAUCGAAGGAUACUCUUCCUCUUUUCUGGAUACUCAGGUAAGAUGCAACAGGAUUACCACUCGGUUACCAAGCUGCACGGUUACGACACACAGAGCCAGGAUGGGAGCCCGGCAUCAUGACAACACCACUACGACACUGUACAAUAGGCCCCAGACAUGUAUAUAUAGACCCUACUUACGAUCAUU